Molecule: messenger RNA, 532 nt
Organism: Salvia hispanica
Lineage: Eukaryota; Viridiplantae; Streptophyta; Magnoliopsida; Lamiales; Lamiaceae
Source: RefSeq, a predicted model, not a curated record
AUCUUCUUCUCUCUCAAAACAAAAAGAAGAAGCAAUGUCGACGGCGUGGGGUGCAUUUUUUGGGACGAGAGUGCUGGAGCUGGUGAAGAAACACGAUUCCGGCGGCCUUGUUUGGAAGAGAAUAAAGCUCACUCCCACCCGCAAAGCCAAUGCCAAGAAACGCCUCCGUCGCGUUUGGCAGAAUGAGGCUGUUUUGCGGGCAUGCUCCGAGACACCUCCCCAAGAAGUAUCACAGGCUGAAGGUAGCAGAAAUAUUGUAAAGGAUAACCAAAGCUCCCAAGGUCAGACGAAAUGAGUAAGGGAUUUAAGCAAGUAUAACAAGGGGACUAGGAAGAGUAAUACCAUCUUUGUGCUUCAAACUGCAUAACAAAGUUUCGAUAUUCUUGAAUUUUCCAUAUUGCUUAGUUUAAGCCAACAACAUGCAUCAGCUUGUAGUAUUUUCCAUCUAUGUCUCCUUUGGUCUUGUUUUCACUGUCAAACGAUAAAUUCUACAGCUACUCGCUAUCUAUUUACAUUGGGUUGCUUUAUCUUA